This is a messenger RNA of Paramormyrops kingsleyae, 1976 nucleotides long. Lineage: Eukaryota; Metazoa; Chordata; Actinopteri; Osteoglossiformes; Mormyridae. The record is from RefSeq and is a predicted model, not a curated record.
UGUUCUACGUAAAAGUUGUCGCAGAACACGAGGAAGAAAACGUAGUGCAUGCUGGGAUGUCUCGGCAGUGAACUCCUGUCAAGAUGUCUGACAUGGAGGAUGAUUUUAUGUGCGACGAUGAAGAAGAUUAUGACUUGGAAUACUCCGAAGACAGCAACUCUGAACCCAACGUUGACUUGGAGAACCAAUAUUACAACUCUAAAGCACUGAAGGAGGAUGAUCCCAAGGCAGCACUCAGCAGCUUUCAGAAGGUUUUGGAGCUUGAGGGUGAAAAGGGUGAAUGGGGCUUCAAAGCACUGAAACAGAUGAUAAAAAUCAACUUCAAACUGACAAACUUCCCUGAGAUGAUGAACCGGUACAAACAGCUGCUCACAUACAUCCGCAGCGCUGUUACCAGGAAUUACUCGGAGAAGUCCAUCAAUUCCAUUCUCGACUACAUCUCCACCUCCAAACAGUCUGUCUCAGUGGUGUCUGAAGGUCGACAGAUUAGUCUGAUGGACCUGCUGCAAGAGUUUUAUGAAACCACACUGGAGGCCCUGAAAGAUGCCAAAAAUGACCGGCUCUGGUUUAAGACCAACACCAAGCUGGGCAAGCUGUACCUGGAGCGGGAGGAGUACAGCAAGCUGCAGAAGAUCCUCAGGCAGCUGCAUCAGUCAUGUCAGACCGACGACGGUGAAGAUGACUUAAAGAAGGGAACGCAGCUGCUGGAGAUCUACGCCCUGGAGAUUCAGAUGUACACAGCGCAGAAGAACAACAAGAAGCUGAAGGCUUUAUAUGAACAGUCCCUGCACAUCAAGUCCGCCAUCCCUCACCCGCUGAUCAUGGGCGUCAUCAGAGAGUGUGGCGGUAAGAUGCACCUGCGUGAGGGCGAGUUUGAGAAGGCCCACACGGAUUUCUUCGAGGCAUUCAAGAACUAUGACGAGUCGGGGAGUCCGCGCCGUACCACCUGCCUGAAGUACUUGGUGCUGGCCAACAUGCUCAUGAAGUCGGGGAUCAACCCCUUCGACUCGCAGGAGGCAAAGCCGUACAAGAACGACCCAGAGAUCCUGGCUAUGACAAACUUAGUAAGUGCCUAUCAGAAUAAUGACAUCACUGAGUUUGAGAAAAUUCUGAAGACCAAUCACAGUAACAUCAUGGAUGAUCCGUUUAUAAGGGAGCACAUUGAGGAGUUGCUGCGGAACAUCAGGACUCAAGUUCUCAUCAAAUUAAUUAAGCCUUACACAAGAAUACACAUCCCCUUUAUUUCAAAGGAGCUGAACAUUGAUGUAGGAGACGUUGAGAGUUUACUCGUUCAGUGCAUAUUGGACAACACGAUUCAUGGACGCAUUGAUCAAGUCAACCAACUUCUGGAACUUGAUCACCAGAAGAGGGGCGGAGCCCGAUACACAGCUUUGGACAAAUGGACAAAUCAGCUGAAUUCGCUCAACCAGGCGAUUGUUAGCAAGCUGGCUUGAAUGACACAUGCCAUAGCCUAUAGAACUUCAGUCCCUGCCACAGAAUCUGUGGGUGUUUUUUUUCCACACUGUGGUAGGCCUAGUUUCAGCUGAAAUAUGGAUACAUCUGGAAUUUGACAAUUAUUUUUUUUAUCGUCCAGUAUGUGAUAUAUGUGAUUUGCUGCCUGUGUUUGUGCAGACAGCUUUGGCAUUCAGAACACCAUAAUUCUACGGAGUUAUCGAAAUGUCCCAUGCUGAGUAAAAAAAAAUCACACUGGAAGGGAAUAACCAGACAGAAAUCUUUUUUUUGCUAGCAUUUCCCACCUCUGCAUUAGCUAUAUGUCAACAGGAACGUGGCCCAAGCUGUAAGCCUGUUUAAGCAUUUUCCCCUGAUGGGUAAGCAUGUUUAUUACACACCGCUAUACUCAGUCAUCAAGCUGUGUUUCUUCAAUCAGUACUUAAGCAAAUUUUGUAAACGUGUGGCACCUUUGUGGCCGUAAGAAUGUCAUCGAAGCUGAAUUAAACUGUGGCUCAGACAUUGUA